CCCUGUUCUGGCGAGCUGUCAAUCGAAUAGGAAAGCUCAGCCAUCAAAAGACCAUAUAUAUACUAUUACAGCCAUCCCCCCACAACCCACAGCUUUCCGCUCAGUUGCUUGGGACGCUCGUGCUCCUCCUGUUUCGGGCCCAAGUCGUGCUUCAUCCGCCGCCCUACAACAUAUCACUACGCCAGCAGCUUCGGUAUUCACAACUCCGCUCUCCACACACAAUUACCAGACUAUCAGGAAGGUUAUCACCUGCCUGAAACCGACCACCCCAGCUACAUUCACGAAAAGUACGGCCCCCGUCAAGGUCCUGCGUGCCUAAACCUUUACUCUCGGUGAACCCCUCAAACACGCAAUAUGACCGUCGAAGGUCCCAAACGAACGACCCUGUUCACAUUCCCACGGGUCGGAAGGCCUGCCGUCGCAGUCUCCGAUUUCGGGGAACUGGAGGCCUUUCGCGCCAGGCUGACUGAAACCGCGUCGGCUUCGAAAAACGCUACUCUCCAGCAAAUCAACACAGCGACGGCCAACGCCAACGGCACGACGUCGAGGCUUGUUUCGAGCCCUCUUGAGAACGGCACGAUCAAUUCGGCUUCUGAUGGUCAAUCUCCGAUGCUCGCCAUACGACCCGGCAGCGAAGUCUACAUCGAAGGCUCGGAAAGCGAAAGGGAAGCCUCCUCAACCAGCUCAUUCUUCUCCCGCACACGAAGCCACGAACAAGGCCGGAAGCGAGGCCGCCGCAGUCGAGCAGAGCUCGACAGCUACAGCCAGAGUGCGCAACUUCAGAAGGGUCUUCUCUUCAAAGCUGACCUGAUCCCCGAAGUCCCAUACUCCCUCCCGCAACAUGAAGUCGCUCUAGCCGAGCUCGGUGCCAUCUUGUCUGACGUCGGACUCCCAGGAUGGGGUCAGGAUGGGGAUUACAGUGAUCUUCCUUUUCGGAAGGGAUCAUCGCAGCCCCUGCCAGACUCCAUCCAGCGGUCGGGCUUCGAGUACACACUUUUCACGAAAGAUAUCCUCAGGGACGAGAACCACGAUUAUCUGUCCGACCUGCCUUUCCUCGAGCGCGACGAGUCCAUCACGUCGCUAUCCGACAUCGACGACAAUUAUCAAAAACUUCAAGACAAGGAAGCGAAGAACGCGAAAGACGCAGCCAGUGCGACCGAUAGCGGUAAAGAAACUCACAAGACUGAAACCAUCACCGCCCAAAGCGAUUCAAGCGACCCCCUGAAAGAUGAUACCAUCAGCCCCAGCACCGCACCCGCAGUGCCAAGCUCCGUCGACGACAUGGAGGUCUCAACUUUGGAUCCUAUGGAUCUUAAAAGCGUUUCAUCUAUGGAGGGCAUCUUGAAGCAGCUGUCUCAAGCAUCGCACGUUGCUAUCGAUUUCGAUUAUUCUUCGUCUGACGAGUCUGAUGAGUCUGACGAUUCUGGAGAUGAUGUGGUUUAUGUAUCCGUCUCCGGCAGCACUAUCAAUGCGCCGGCACAUGAAGGCCAACAGACUGAUACUCAAUCGACCGCUGCUUCGGAAACUCCAAGCAUGUACGCCGCUACCGAAGAUCUGGAAGAAAUGGAUCCGUUCGAAGCGAUCGACGAAGCUCUCAUGGAAGGCAUUCCAUUGGGCGAAUUGGAAGACGAGCCUGCUGAUGGAAGUGAAGAGCCUGAGCUGGAUGUCCCAACGAAACCGGCUGAGAACUCGGAAGAUGAGGAGAGCGUGGAUAUGGAGACGGACGAAGAUGCUGGGUUUGAUGACGCGGACCUCCUGCCAAAACCAUUCAAGACCAACGCAGCAGCUUCCAUGCCACCAACCCACCAACCCGAAAAAGGUAUCUCCCCAAACGAGAUGCCUCCCGGCUCACCAGUAACCAAUGGCUUGACCACCAAGGACACAGCAAGCGUCUCUUCAGCAAGACCUUCAUUCUUGAAGUCUGGAACCCUUGGAAACGCAUCACGGGACAUCAAGGUCAACGGCCACUCCACAAUGACGACAUCGAAGUUCGAAUGGAGUUGGAGAUUAUGAAAUACCUCCCAAUCAUGCUCGAGAACCUUACGGUGGACUUCUCACCGGACGAACGACCACAUCACCUCGAGGGAGGGCGGUGCUUACACCUUCUGGGGAACAUGCGGCUAAUUUUGGAGUGUCUU
This is a messenger RNA of Fimicolochytrium jonesii, 2138 nucleotides long. RefSeq lists its product as uncharacterized. The record is from RefSeq and is a predicted model, not a curated record. The transcript has 4 exons. Lineage: Eukaryota; Fungi; Chytridiomycota; Chytridiomycetes; Spizellomycetales; Powellomycetaceae. Bases 355 to 2013 code for a protein of 552 amino acids.